Phodopus roborovskii (desert hamster) is the source of this 1752-nucleotide messenger RNA. RefSeq names its product putative sperm motility kinase W. NCBI's taxonomy places the organism in Eukaryota, Metazoa, Chordata, Mammalia, Rodentia, Cricetidae. Gene Ontology annotation, biological process: intracellular signal transduction; protein phosphorylation. The record is from RefSeq and is a predicted model, not a curated record. Gene Ontology annotation, cellular component: cytoplasm. Gene Ontology annotation, molecular function: protein serine/threonine kinase activity; ATP binding. The coding region runs from base 1 to 1752 and encodes 583 amino acids. The transcript is spliced from 6 exons.
AUGGCCUGCCUGGCAAAAAAGGACAGCCUGGGGAGGCAAUACAAACUGAAAGGGGACAUCGGCCAAGGUGCGUUCGGGUGUGUAAACCUAGCCCGGCACAGAUUCUCGGGCACCAGGGUGGCCAUAAAGUCCGUGGAAAACCUAAGGGAACGCCUUCGGAUGAUCAUGGCAGAGAUUGAGACGUUGCAGCUCUUACAGCACCCGAACAUAAUCCAGCUGUUUCAGAUCAUAGUGACUAAGAAGCACACCUAUAUCAUAACAGAGUACGCCUCUGGAGGAAACCUGGCAGAGCUUGUCAGGAAGGGCGGCAGGCUGCAGGAGGAAAAAGCGCAGAAACUCUUCGGUCAGAUGGUGUCGGCCAUCAGGUAUUGCCAUGAUCGGGACAUCAUACACAGAGACUUGAAACCCCAUAACAUCUUGCUGGACUCAGAGGGGAACAUCAAGGUGGCCGACUUCGGUCUCGCAAGAAGAUGUCGGGCUGGAACUAUGCUGCAGGGCAGAUGCGGCACCAAGCUCUAUAACGCGCCCGAACUGAUAGUGAGGGAAAGGCUACGACGGGAAAAAGGAAGCAGCCCGAAAGAGAGCGACGGGAACAUCAUCCGAGGGAGCUAUGAGCUCCCAUCUCACGUCUCUGGGAAACUGGAAAACCUAAUUCACCAGAUGCUCACGGUUGUCCCAGAGAAGAGGCCCUCCAUCGAAGACAUUGAACAACAUCCGUGGGUCGUGAAAUGUGAAGAAGACCUCCCAGAUGACACCUACCUGGACCCAUACAUACUAGACCUGCUGGAUAACCUUGGGUUUGAUGCCAAUGCCAUCCUGGAAUCUCUGCAAAAGAGAAACUACGAUGAAAUGAUGGGGACGUACCUCAUCAUCAAAGAGCAGGUACGCAAGGGGACUGAGCUUGACUUCACCACCUUACCCAGGCAUGUGGGCCUCGUCCUGACGCCUACCCCAUUGCCAGCACGGCGUCUGAAACGAAGAGCCAGCGAGCCCAUCUUUGGCAUCCUGCACAGGCAGGCUUCACAACCGGACCGGCCGAAGCUGUUAGGGCGGAAAUUGGCCAGAAGUGCCUCUCUGCCCCAGUAUGGUCCCCAGAGGGAGAUCCCCACUUGCAGCCACGCCCCGCUCUCCAGAACUUCCACUGCCACAUGUCUCCGUGGCAGCAUACUGAAAGAGGAGAUGCCCCUGCCACGCUCUCUGCUGACCUCUCUCUCUGAGCACUUUGGCCCCGUGGCUGGCUUCCUGGGCAAUGCUUCCUGUUUUGCUCCCACAUCCUCCUUCGGGAUGAAUCUGCUAAUGAUGGUCCCGGAGUCAGGAAGAUAUGGGCGCGCUAACCGUCAAGCCCCUGGUAAACGAGUCGACCUUGCAGCACGUGGGACUCUGUCUUCAGGACGGGAGGGUGGCAUCUCUAAGUCACACACCCUCAGCAUUGCCACCGCUGCCCUCUGUAUAUGUUGCAGCGACAUCUCUCAGUGGAGGGGUAGUGUGAGAGCCGUUGUCCAUGGGGAACAGGAGAGCAGAGCCUGGCGGGGGCCCUCUCCAGAUUUGUCAGAGGUGGCCAUGGGACACCUGUCUCUGCGUUUCCUCGGGAUAUUGGCCCAGCUGUGGGAAGUCUGCAGGGCUGGGCUCUCAGUCCAGGCCAUGAAGCCUGGAACUCACUUCCUGGGCUCUGCCCGAGCCAGUCCUCCAGUAGCAUCACGGGGACAACUCUUCCUCCACGGGCCCAACUCCUUUCUCACAUACAAGGAGUAA